AUGGUUGGUGGUUUAGGUUAUCGAGAUUUACAACAGUUUAAUCUUGCCUUAGUUGCUAAGCGACGGAUUAGGGAUGGGCGUUCCACUCACAUUUGGAUUGACCCUUGGAUUUUAGAAGCAAGUGAUCCUUAUAUUCGGACUGAGGUUUUUGAGAACAUGCCUUUUAUUAUGGUUUUCAAUUUGAUUUUGAAUAGGACGUGGAAUGCCAAUUUAAUUCGGACUCAUUUUCAGCAGCAUGAUUCUGACAAUAUUUUGCAUAUUCCUUUGUCUCUUAGGGAAUCUGAUGAUGAUUGGUGUUGGGCUUUAAAUCGAAAGAGUGAGUAUGUUGUGAAGGAAGGCUAUCAUGUGGCAAUGAAGGAUACUCUUGCUUAUGUAUCUGAUCAUAGUUUUCCAUGGAAUCUCACCUCGAAAGUUGUUGUUCCAGCUAAGGUAGAGCUUCUUAUUUGGCGUAUUUUACAAAAUGCUUUGCCUUGUAAGCAUAAUCUUCGAGUUCGUCAUGUGGAUACUGAUGAGUGUGGCCCUAUUUUUUGUAUUGGUCUGGAAACAGACUUUCAUGUUCUCCAUCGUUGUUCUUUUACAAGAUCUUAUUGGUUGCUGUCAAAUUUUGGUUGGGUAUCUUUUCCUUUUCUCAACACUAUGCUGCCUUAUAUUCUUACUUCUUUGCCUAUGUCUCAAGGUGAAGAGGUUUUUAUGUUGAUAUGGAGUUUGUGGACACACUAUAAUGAUGUUAUAUGGAACUAG
This is a messenger RNA of Manihot esculenta (cassava), 741 nucleotides long. RefSeq lists its product as uncharacterized. Bases 1 to 741 code for a protein of 246 amino acids. The transcript is spliced from 2 exons. The record is from RefSeq and is a predicted model, not a curated record. NCBI's taxonomy places the organism in Eukaryota, Viridiplantae, Streptophyta, Magnoliopsida, Malpighiales, Euphorbiaceae.